This is a messenger RNA of Girardinichthys multiradiatus, 2755 nucleotides long. It is a transcript of the gene me3, whose product is annotated as malic enzyme 3, NADP(+)-dependent, mitochondrial. The record is from RefSeq and is a predicted model, not a curated record. The coding region runs from base 218 to 2074 and encodes 618 amino acids. Gene Ontology annotation, biological process: pyruvate metabolic process; malate metabolic process. Gene Ontology annotation, molecular function: NAD binding; malate dehydrogenase (decarboxylating) (NADP+) activity; malate dehydrogenase (decarboxylating) (NAD+) activity. Lineage: Eukaryota; Metazoa; Chordata; Actinopteri; Cyprinodontiformes; Goodeidae. Gene Ontology annotation, cellular component: mitochondrion. The transcript is spliced from 16 exons.
GAGGUCCUGGAUCAGCUGUCGAGCCUCCUUCCUACGGUUGAACAACACUCAGUACGAGCUGUGGCGGUAGGGCCAAAGGAGUUCUUCCUAUCAACAGUUAGGACAGGUGCUUGUCAGAUUCCCACAGUUUUCAGAAAUGAUUCAGCUUGAAGCUUACAGUUUAAUGGUUGAAGCUGGCUGUUUACAGAGAAACUGAGCUGGUAUCAUUCGUGGCAGCAUGAACUCCCUCUCAGGAAGAGCCGCUUUGUCCUUGUGCAGACGCGCUGCAGCGGGCAGGAUGAGGGUGCUGGUCGCCUCUCCGGGUCGCCCCACUGGGGGAGUGCAGGCCGACAGGGCCGCUCUCCAAGCUGUGCGGGUUUGCCACUCUGGGACGAACCAGAAGGGCAGCGUGUACACUAAGAAGCGGGGCUACGACAUCACCAGGAACCCCCACCUGAACAAGGGAAUGGCGUUCACCCUGGAGGAGCGGUUACAGCUGGGCAUCCACGGCCUGAUCCCCCCCUGCUUCCUCUCCCAGGAUGUUCAAGUGCUGCGUGUCAUGAAGAGCUACGAAACCCGCACCAACCCCCUGGACAAGUACAUCCUCCUGAUGACUCUGCAGGACAGGAACGAGAAGCUGUUCUACCGGGUGCUGACCUCUGACACUGAGCAGUUCAUGCCCAUCGUGUACACUCCCACAGUAGGCCUGGCCUGCCAGCAGUACGGACUCGCCUUCAGGAGGCCAAGAGGACUGUUCAUAACCAUCCAUGACCGGGGACACAUAGCCACCAUGCUCAACUCCUGGCCAGAAGAUGAGAUCAAGGCCAUAGUGGUGACAGAUGGAGAGCGUAUCCUUGGGCUGGGAGACCUGGGCAGCUAUGGGAUGGGAAUUCCCGUUGGGAAGUUGGCCCUCUACACGGCGUGCGGUGGUGUACCUCCUCAGCAGUGUCUCCCCGUGCUGCUGGACGUUGGCACCGACAACCAGUUGCUACUAGAUGAUCCUCUGUACAUCGGCCUGAAGCACAAGAGAAUCAGAGGAAAGGAAUAUGACGAGCUCAUCGAUGAGUUCAUGCAGGCCGUGACAGACAAGUACGGGAUGAGCUGCCUGAUCCAGUUUGAGGAUUUUGCCAACAGCAACGCCUUCCGUAUCCUCAACAAGUACAGGAAUCGAUACUGCACCUUCAACGAUGACAUCCAAGGCACGGCCUCUGUAGCUGUGGCUGGAAUCUUUGCUGCCCAGAAGAUCACCAAGGACAAACUGUUAAACCACACCUUUGUUUUCCAGGGAGCAGGCGAGGCUGCUAUGGGUAUUGCCCACCUACUUAUGAUGGCCAUGGCCAAAGAGGGAGUAUCUAGAGAAGAUGCUGCCAAAAAGAUUUGGAUGGUUGAUUCAAAAGGUCUCAUUGUGAAGGGGAGAGGCAAUCUGAACCACGAGAAAGCUGAGUUUGCUCACGAACAUCCACACUUGAAGACUCUGGAGGAGGUGGUGCAAGUCAUCAAACCCACCGCCAUUAUUGGUGUUGCUGCAAUUGGAGGAGCAUUUACCGAGAAGAUCAUUAAAGACAUGGCAUCUUUCAACAAGAGGCCGAUCAUCUUUGCUCUGAGCAAUCCUACCAGCAAGGCUGAGUGCACAGCCGAGCAGUGCUACACACUCACAGAGGGCAGAGGCAUCUUUGCCAGCGGGAGUCCGUUUGACAAAGUGACCCUGGCAGACGGACGCACCUUCUUCCCCGGUCAGGGAAACAACGCCUAUGUGUUCCCAGGGGUUGCUUUGGGUGUUAUAGCCUGCGGAGUGCGCCACAUAUCAGAGGACAUCUUCCUCACCACUGCAGAGGCGAUAGCUGACAUGGUAACGGAAGAGCACCUGGCCGAAGGAAGACUUUACCCACCUCUAAACACCAUAAGAGAAGUGUCCUUCAAGAUUGCAGUAAAGGUUGUCAACUAUGCAUACCAACACAACAUGGCUUCGGUGUACCCUGAGCCCAAGGAUAAGGAGGCGUUUGUGCUGUCACAGGUCUACAGUCCUGACUACGACUCCUUCACCCUGGAUACUUACAGCUGGCCUCAGGAGGCCAUGAACGUCCAGGACGUAUAAUCCUUCUCAUUAGAGUAUGUUGCUGUGGUGUCACCUACAAUUUCACUCCUGUUUUAGUUUUAUUAUUUUUGUUUUUCAUGCUUUGUCAGCAUUAGUCACCUACAUACCAAACAGAGUAUCAAACAUAUCAUCUGAGAAAUGAUUUAUUUCUGUUUUAGUACUAUACUUUUUAUUUGAUCAGUUCCUAAAAGAAACGUCCUGACACAAGAACACAGAGGAAUAAUUGAUGCUCAUACCCGUCAGAAUCUCUUUGCCUGAUUCAGUGUCGCUGCUCUAUAAACACCGUUUGACCAUUAUAUAAAAAAACGUAAUCUCCCCCAUCCCUUCUUCCUAUAUUACACUCUGCUCCACAGGUUUCCAUGCUGUUUUUUUUAACCAGUUUGUUCUUUUGCUUGGCUCUGCAAUGCUGCCAGAAUUAAUUUUUAACGAAGGACACUUUAUUUGUUUUGAUGUGAUCAGAGAAGAAAUCAUUUAAACUAAUUGUCCCCCUCAGGAUGUCUUGUACAGCUCUGUUGUUUGCCUUCAGUCCUGUACAAAUAUGUUUUGUUCUUUUAUUUGCCAAAGCUGCUUAAGCUUUAAAUGUUUUACUCUGAGAAAACAUGCUGCGAUUACUUUAGUACUUAAUGCUUAAACGUUUGGAGAGAGAAACAUGUAAAGUUUUAAAUAAAAGUGUCAACAAAA